AUGUUUCACUCGUCGCAAGCGUUUCCCUCGUCACGCCAGGUUGUCCUUGUCUCCCACGCUCACCCGCGCUUCCCACGCUUACCCACGUUUCCCGCGCUCUCCAGCGACACCCGCGCUUACCCUCGUCACCCGCGCUUACCCGUGUCAUCCCCACUUACCCGCGCUUAUCCGCGUUUCCCGCGCUUACCCGAGGGAAAGAGGGGGAGUGAAGGAGGGGUAGGGACGAAAGUGCAGGGACGAGAGGGGAGGGAUAGUGGGGGAGGGACAGAGGGGCAGGGACAGAGGGGGAGGGACAGAGGGGAGGGAACGAGGGGGAGGGACAGAGGGGGAGGGACAGAGGGGAGGAAAGAAGGGGAAGGACAGAAGUGGAAGUUCAAGGGGGAGAGGGUGGAGGACAGAUGGGGAGAGACAGAGAGGGGAGGUACAGGGGGGGGGGCAGGGGGGGAGAGACAUAGGGGGAAGGGCAAAGGGGGAGAGAUAGAGGGGGAAGGACACAGUCUAUUCUCCUUUGCCUCACCUGCCACUCCCCCCUUCCUCCUCCCUGCUUCCCCCCUCCCUCCUUCCUGCUUCCCCCCUCCCUCCUUCCUGCUUCCCCCCUCCCUCAUCCAUGCUUCCCCCCUCCCUCCUUCCUGCUUCCCCUCGUCCCCACCCCUUUUUUCCCCCAUCCCCUUCCCUGCUUCCCUCCAUCCCCUUCCCUGCUUUCCCCCAUCCCCUACCCUGCUUCCCCCCAUCCCCCUCCUUGCUUCCCCCCAUCCCCUUCCUUGCUUCCCCCCAUCCCCUUCCCUGCUUCCCCCCCCAUCCUCUCCCUCCCCAUGUACAAUCUCCUUUCAUACUCCCCACUCCUCUCAUACCCCCCACUCCUUUCAUACUCCUUUGCCUCACCUGCCACUCCCCCCUUCCUCCUCCCUGCUUCCCCCCUCCCUCCUUCCUGCUUCCCCCCUCCCUCCUUCCUGCUUCCCCCCUCCCUCCUCCAUGCUUCCCCCCUCCCUCCUUUUUGCUUCCCCUCGUCCCCUCCCCCUUUUUCCCCCAUCCCCUUCCCUGCUUCCCUCCAUCCCCUUCCCUGCUUUCCCCGAUCCCCUACCCUACUUCCCCCCAUCCCCCUCCCUGCUUCCCCCCAUCCCCUUCCCUGCUUCCCCCAUCCCCUUCCCUGCUUCCCCCCCCAUCCUCUCCCUCCCCAUGUACAAUCUCCUUUCAUACUCCCCACUCCUCUCAUACCCCCCACUCCUCUCAUACUCCUUUGCCUCACCUGCCACUCCCCCCUUCCUCCUCCCUGCUUCCCCCCUCCCUCCUUCCUGCUUCCCCCCUCCCUCCUUCCUGCUUCCCCCCUCCCUCCUCCAUGCUUCCCCCCUCCCUCCUUCAUGCUUCCCCUCGUCCCCUCCCCCUUUUUCCCCCAUCCCCUUCCCUGCUUCCCUCCAUCCCCUUCCCUGCUUUCCCCCAUCCCCUACCCUGCUUCCCCCCAUCCCCUUCCCUGCUUCCCCCCAUCCCCUUCCCUGCUUCCCCCCAUCCCCUUCCCUGCUUCCCCCCAUCCCCUUCCCUGCUUCCCCACCCAUCCUCUCCCUCCCCAUGUACAACCUCCCUGCUCCUCUCAUAUCCCUACACCCUUCUUCCCACCCUUGCAGCCCUGCUUCUCCCCCUUGCACCCCUGCUUUCCACCCUUGCACCCCUGCUUUCCACCUUUGCACCCCUGCUGUCAGCCCUUGCACCCCUGCUGUCAGCCCUUGCACCGCUGCUGUCAGCCCUUGCACUCCUGCUUUUCUGCUUCAAGAGCAGCAGCAAGUCCUUCCAGAGAUCCUAUAG
Molecule: messenger RNA, 1797 nt
Organism: Closterium sp. NIES-65
Lineage: Eukaryota; Viridiplantae; Streptophyta; Zygnematophyceae; Desmidiales; Closteriaceae
Source: the annotation of a GenBank genome assembly